UGGCUAUUGUGUUGCAUUUCUUUCUGUAAAAAUGCAAAUUUAUUGAGAUGUAGCGAUGCCACAGUAGACGUUGGGGGCGUCGACUGUUGCUUAUAGUGCGUGUGCGUAAAGCGUGUGAAGCGUGUGAGGAUGUGUGUCCAGAGAGGGAGGAGGAGGAGUGUGCAGCAAGCAAGCAAUCAGGCAGGCUGGUCUGGGGAAAAGCGAGUGUUGUGCACGGCUGUGGCGGCGGCAUGGCUUCGUCUCACGGGAGAAGUGACCUGCGCUUCGCCGACUGGAUGUCAAGUCUGCCACAGAGCAUGCACACCAUCCCGCUCACCAACUUGGCCAUCCCGGGUUCCCAUGACUCCUUCAGCUUCUACAUUGACGAGGCGUCUCCUGUGGGGCCCGAGCAGCCGGAGACGGUGCAGAACUUUGUGUCAGUUUUCGGCACGGUGGCCAAGAAGUUGAUGAGGAAGUGGUUAGCCACGCAAACCAUGAACUUCAACAGCCAAUUGGAGGCCGGCAUCCGUUUCUUUGACCUGCGUAUUUCCACUAAACCCCGUGACCCUGACAACGAGCUCUACUUUGCCCAUGGACUCUUCAGUGCCACCGUCCGAGAAGGUCUUGAGCAGAUCAGCAGCUUCCUGUCAGCACACGCCAGAGAGGUGGUCUUCCUGGACUUCAACCACUUCUACGGUGUGCAAAACCUGCACCAUGAGAAACUGGUGGCCAUGUUGAAGGACGUGUUUGGAGAGAAGCUGUGCCCGGUUGUCUUUGCCCAGGAGGUGUGUCUGCAGUAUCUCUGGGAGAAGGAGUACCAGGUACUCGUCUUCUACCACCACCCCAUGGCCCUGGAGGUGCCCUUCCUGUGGCCUGGCCAGAUGAUGCCUUCACCCUGGGCCAACACCACAGACCCGGAGAAGCUGGUUCAGUUUCUCCAGGCCUCUGUCACUGACCGGAGGAGGAAGGGGACCUUCUUCGUAUCCCAGGUGGUUCUCACACCAAAGGCCAGCACCGUGAUGAAGGGUGUGGCCAGCGGACUCCGAGAGACAAUCACAGAAAGGGCUUUGCCAGGAAUGAUGCAGUGGAUCAGGUCCCAGAGGCCCGGUGAGAGCGGCAUCAACAUCAUCACUGCAGACUUUGUGGAGCUGGGAGAGUUCAUCAGCGCUGUCAUCACCCUCAACUACCACCUGGAUGACGAAGACGACGACGACGCCACCUGAGAGCCAUCAGCCGGGGAGGGGGGGCUGUCGGGGAGCACUGUCGCCCCUCCAUCCUCUGCUGUUGCUAGUUGGGGGGGGAUGGCUUUGUGCUCCACCUCUUUUCUCCUUGCCAUUUGUUUGAAAGGAGGAGAUGCGCUGCUCCUUUCACUUUAUUUAGGGCUCGAGUGGAGUGAUACAUCACACGGCGAUGAUGGCGUUGAGAGACGGAACGAUGCGAGGAUGAGUUAGUCGGAGUGCUAUGAGGAUGACGAUAUCUGCUUCCUAAUUUGGGGUUUAACAUGCCCCUCCCCUUUUCAAGUGAGUUGUACAUUUUCUUUACUUUCCUUUCGCGCUGUAAAAAUGACCGCUUUUGCUAUACAAAUGUAAAGCUUUCUGGCAUCAUCACCGUGUACAGUAUAUGCAUUACUGCUAAUGUGUACCGUGUGACAUCUAAUCAUUCUAUGUAGGCCACAGUCAGCAGGCGUACAUUCAAAUAAAAUGGAGCUCUUUUAUCAUAACACGUUCAUUCAACACAUUGAAGCCCACUUGUAUUGUUUACGUUUUAUUUGACUUUUAUCAAUUAAACCCAACUUAUACCAUUGAUGUUGAAAAACUUCCAAAAAUAGUCACUUCAUAUAUCACUGUUAUUUAUUUUUCAUGAAUUUUGUAUGAUUUAUUUAUCAUUUAUUUUCUUUUUUAUAUUGACCAUUUAUCAGCAAAAUCCACAUCAAAAUUAAUCAUUGAAAGAUCUCACUGAUUUUUAUGUAUUUGUCAUACAUGUGUUAUUUAAGAAAUAUAUCUAUUUUAUAUUGAUUAAACACGCCCCAAACCAUUUAUUAAUUAAACGGUAUUGCUGCAAAGGUUUUUGUAGGAAAAAGUGUCUCCAUAUGAAUUCAUGGUGGGUGCUGAGUCGUGAUGUUUAAAAAUACUGCUCACAAGAGUCCAUCCACUGUCUGUUUAUCCUCUCAGUACUCCCCCCCCUCCUUGUACUUCUGUAUUUACUGCUGUGGCGCAGUGUACAUGAGUCACUGUCAGGGUUUGGUUUUCUUUCUUCUAACGCAUACCUUGGAGGUGGACUUUGUUUCAAGUCAGAGGUCAGAGGACAGCCGACAUCAGGGGUUGAGGAUCUUUAUUUUGCAGCUCUGCUUCAACUUUAGCAAAAAAUAGUGCAGUAAAUGUUUCGAUAAGCCCUAGCAGUAGAACAUUUGUCUUUGAAUGUCUCCAGAGCUUGGAAUUUCAGUUCCUGUGUGGAGUUUGCAGUUUGCUUGUGGAGUAUGCUCAGUUCCUUAUCCCACAUCGUGCAAGAUAGAUCAGUAAAUUCAAAUGUCAACUAAUUGAUUGAUUGGUGUUUGUUUUACUGAAUCAGACAUGAUAAGUGUGAAUGCAAUCGUCCGAACCCUGAUGUGCCCCAAACUAGCGGCCCAUCUAUGAAGCGGUCUUGCACGUGCUCUAAAAGUAUAUUUUAGACGCCUACUGUCAACUCUAAGCUGGGAAAAUAAAGCGGAAUAUAAAAAUGAUAAACAUAUUUAUGCAGGUGAAGUAUGCCAAGUAUCAUUUUUCAAUGUCGGGUUCAAACCAGAGUACUGAACCACAAGUGUGAACACAGCCUUAAAGGUUUUCUGUUUGUAUGCUUCUGUGUUUGGAAAAUCAACUGUGUGCUUUCUGUAUGUUUUCUAUUGUGCUGCGUUUGUACAUACUGUAAUUGCAAAUAAUAUAUUGCCAAGAAAUUGUAAAGUAUUGAAGUUACGGCGAAGGUUCAUGACACUUUCUUAAAUAUUAUGAUUCAGUUCUUUUUUUAAUACAAAUUUCUUAGUGAUGUGCAUGAUGGGUUUUUUUUUCAACACCACUUGGAUGCACAUCGUUUGUGCACCUGUUUUAUUAUUUUCAUACACUUCAGCCUCCCCAUUGCCGUCACUGGUUAACCAAUGACUUGAAAAGGGCGUUCAGAUUGUGCUGUGAGGUCAUUAUUGUACCCCCUGGUCAAAGCUGUUGUUAUUGCCUUUAUCUUCUGAUGUACAAAAAUGAAACAAAAAGAGUCCAUUUGCUGUUGUAAAACUAAAAGUGGCAGAUAAAUAAAGCCAACGCCAUGUGGUGUCUUUCCCUCA
Doryrhamphus excisus (bluestripe pipefish) is the source of this 3286-nucleotide messenger RNA. RefSeq names its product phosphatidylinositol-specific phospholipase C, X domain containing 3 (gene plcxd3). NCBI's taxonomy places the organism in Eukaryota, Metazoa, Chordata, Actinopteri, Syngnathiformes, Syngnathidae. Gene Ontology annotation, molecular function: phosphoric diester hydrolase activity. The record is from RefSeq and is a predicted model, not a curated record. Gene Ontology annotation, biological process: lipid metabolic process. Gene Ontology annotation, cellular component: synapse.